Sporothrix schenckii 1099-18 is the source of this 1494-nucleotide messenger RNA. Its product is annotated as GPI anchored protein. The record is from RefSeq and is a predicted model, not a curated record. Lineage: Eukaryota; Fungi; Ascomycota; Sordariomycetes; Ophiostomatales; Ophiostomataceae. The transcript has a single exon. The coding region runs from base 1 to 1494 and encodes 497 amino acids.
AUGCGCAUCCACAGGGCGCUCCCGCCCUUGUUGCUUCUUGCUGUUGCAGAAGCCAAAGAUGUCCACGAACUUCCGUCACAGCCGCACCAGCAGCAGCAGCAGCGACAAAUCAUCCCCUUGGCCGUCCGCAAGAUGAGCCUCGACGAAGGCGAAAAGUUCUUCCCUGAGCAAUACUAUGGCUUCGACGGCGGCGACGACAGCAGAUUUGGCGCGGUACACAGUAGGACGGAUGGCCUCGGCCGCUCUCUGGCCGUCCUCUUUUCGUUUGGCCGGCGGUCAGUGUCCAUUGCGACGGAACCCGAGACAAUCGAGGCGCGGUCCGACGAUGGGCGGUGGCCCGUCGUCUCGAGGAGGACACCUGACGAGAGAAGCAUAGAAAACCCAGAAGGCGACAGCACAGAUAUUGGAGCGGUGCCUCCCCCGACAAAUAUGUCCGAAGCGACGUACACCGCUCGCCUCUUCCCGCAAGCUUACCUACCGGCCUUCCCCGUCCACCAAGCCAUCGACGACGACAGCCAACGGCAAAGCUCGAUCACAGACAGCGCGAACCCGGCCGUCGAGCUCGUCCGCCGAGCGGCCGAUGCGCUCGCCCGUCUCCAGCGCCGCCAAUGGGGCUGUCCCACGGGCACCUCUAGUUGUGAGAGCAUUGGUUACCCCUACAGCUGCUGCACCGACAACGAGACGUGCUACAAAGUGACCGACACAGGCCUGGGCCCCGUUGGUUGUUGUCCUGCGGGCGAAACAUGCGGUGGUGCUGUGUCCGACUGCAAGUCGGACAGCACAGCAUGUCCCAAGAGCUUGGGUGGCGGGUGCUGCAUUGCGGGCUAUGUGUGCCAGGGCGUGGGCUGUGUCAAAAGCAGCAGUGCUGGCGCAAGCACGGCGGCAAGCACGGCGGCGAGCACGAGCGCGAGCGCGAGCUCGAGCACUCCUACAUCGUCGACGUCGGUGACCACGACCAGUUCACCAGCGUCCUCCAGUACCACUUCCUCGACAGCCUCCACGACAUCCGGCGGCAACCCGCCUGUCAAGCAGACGCUGACCACGACGGCCUCGGGUCUGCCGGCUGGCUACUGCCCCACGGGUUACUAUGCAUGUGUGGCGUCGGCUGGUGGUGGCUGCUGCCAGACAGGCCGGAACUGCGAGACCACGAGCUGCCCACCCGCGCCAGCCACGACGACAAUUGUGAACACAAAUGGCGUUACGGUCGUCGUGCCCCAAACCGCCGCCGAGGCCGUGACGACAUCCUCGGCAACAUGUGCGUCCGGCUGGUUCCUGUGCGGUGCCAAUGCAGGCCCCGUGGCUGGCUGCUGUCCGAGCGGCUAUGCCUGUGGUACGGCAAGCUGCUCAUUGACAGGCGCCUCGGCGACGACGGUGCAGAAGGAGCUGCCGACGGCUGGCGAUGGCAGCAGCACAAGCAGUGGUGUCCAGUCAAUAGCCGGUAUCUGGUGGCUGGCUGUGGCUGUGGCGUCAAUACCACCACUGCUAUUGUUAUAA